Jatropha curcas is the source of this 1444-nucleotide messenger RNA. Its product is annotated as protein phosphatase 2C 57. Lineage: Eukaryota; Viridiplantae; Streptophyta; Magnoliopsida; Malpighiales; Euphorbiaceae. Gene Ontology annotation, molecular function: protein serine/threonine phosphatase activity. Gene Ontology annotation, biological process: protein dephosphorylation. The record is from RefSeq and is a predicted model, not a curated record.
UCCAAUCGUUAAAUUAGUUAAGAGGUUUUGCUUCAUCCUCUUAUCCUCCUUCAGUACCAUACAACAAUAUCGCCUGGAAUUCGUUCCUAACUCAGUGACUGACUCAGUUGGCUAUGGCAUUAUUAAGCCCUCAAUUAGAGAGGUUCUUAUUAACAAAGCUUCAUCAUGGCAUCCACUCUAACUUGAAAUCCUCCACCAAGAACAAUAACUUUAUUCCUGCCAAAACCAAAACCCAAUGCUCGGCUAUUGCAAUAGAUGCGCCGUCUUCCUUGACGGAUGUUGCUGGGAUUCGGUGGGGGUCUGCAAGCUUGCAGGGCCUACGUGAAGAGAUGGAAGAUUAUAUCAUCAUUAAAUCAGACGGCCUUGAUGGAUUCUCUUUUGCUGGUGUUUUUGAUGGCCAUGGUGGUAACUCUUCUGCCAAGUUCCUCAGGGAUGAAUUGUACAAGGAGUGUAUUGCAACUUUACAAGACGGUUUGCUAUUGAGUGGAAAAGAUUUCAAUGCCACCAUAAAAGCAUUAAAGGAGGCUUUUGAAAAAGUUGAUACCAAAUUGCUAAAUUGGCUUGAAACAAUUGGUGAAGAAGAUGAAUCUGGUUCGACAGCCACUGUCAUGUUCAUUGGAAACAAUAUGCUAAUCAUUUCACAUAUUGGUGACUCAUGUGUGGUCCUUUCUCGUUCUGGAAAAUCAGAAGUGUUGACUGAUUCUCAUCGACCUUAUGGAAGCAAUAAGGCCUCUCUGCAAGAGAUCAGAAGAAUUAGAGAAGCAGGUGGAUGGAUUGUUAAUGGAAGAAUCUGUGGAGAUAUAGCUGUAUCAAGAGCUUUUGGUGAUAUCAGGUUCAAGACGAAGAAAAAUGAGAUGGUGCAGAAAGGAGUCGAGGAAGGGCGAUGGUCUGAAAAAUUCAGUUCCCGAGUACGAUUCAAUGGGGACCUAGUUAUUGCAUCUCCAGAUGUUUUUCAAGUACCUUUGGAAUCAGAUGCUGAAUUUAUAAUGUUAGCUUCUGAUGGUUUAUGGGAUUACAUGAGCAGCUCAGAUGCAGUUAGUUUUGUUAGGAACCAACUACGGAAACACGGAGAUGUUCAGCUAGCUUGUGAAGAACUUGCACGAACAGCUUUGGAUCUACGUUCACAAGAUAAUGUCAGCAUUAUCAUCGCUGAUUUAGGUCAAACAGAUUGGCAAAAUUUGCCACUCCAGCAAGAGAAUGUAUUGUACGAGUUCGGUCAAGCUUUUGCCACCGUUGGUGUUGUCUCACUUGGAAUAUGGAUAUUUUCUCAGCUUUCUCUGUAGAUAGAUUUGAUAGCUUCUUGAAAUGUAUAUAAAUCGGUUUAUAGAUAAUAUACUGUUCAGAUAAACAUGUAUAUGUCUCACAUUUUCAUGCUCUGUGGUUUAGAAAAUAAAUGAGGACUUGCAUGGAAAGAAUGGUAAAAACAAGGUGUUUCAUUCUUUUA